AUCGAGAGAAAGAACGAAACAGCUGCUGUUGGAUUCUUAAUACCUGCAUCCAUAAGAACAUCACAAGAAAAAUCACACCAGAAGAGGAAAAGGGGACGCGGGAAAUACAGAUUGCAGGCAUCAUCGGUAAGGUGAAACCACAUAAGUAUGAGCGGACAGUAAAUUGUUCCCCGAAUCCAUCAUAUUCCACUGUCAUAGGACUGAAUGCAGAUCCUAUGUGCGCCUGCAGUAGCACAAAGCGGAGGUUUGGAAACCAAAUUGUGUCCAACACCAACGCUGAAAUCGGAUGUACAGUACGUAUUGUGCCGUUUCAUAUUGACCACGGUUUCUAAUCACAUUUACCAACGAUUCAUUAAUUACCUACCGGAUCCAGAUUGCUUGAUGGGGCGUCGAAACAGUUUAAACUUUUAACCCAAGGUGUGGACUUCACGGAGGAGGAAAGUGUUGAGCCAACCUGCAUUGGUCUAACCUGGGAGGGCGAUAAGUAAUCAGCAGCGACUCACCAAAGACUAAUCUGUUCAAAACCUGAACUGCAACGGACGCGUUUGGAUAGCAGAUGAUCCUGUGCGUAAUUGUUUUAUAGCGGACUCCUUUUCGGGUGAAGAGCUCUUUGUUGUGAUUGAAGUGACAUUAGCCCUCUCUUAUUUUCAUGGCUUUGGAGUGCAGUAGUAGGAACAGUAUGUGGAGCGAGGGGACAGUGCAUGAUUAGUUCGUUACAGAACGCACUUUCCUCGCCUUAUUUCCAGGUCCAAGAUAUUGGACACAACAUAAGGACAAUUGCUGCAACUACAACGAAGUCCUGUACAGAAAUAGACUUUACAUUAAACCCUUCAGAUUAUUUCUAUCGCUGCUGCCAUCGUAGUAUGUCUGCACUCCGAAAGAAAUUUGGGGACGAUUAUCAGGUAGUGACCACCUCAUCCAGCGGGUCUGGAUUCAACCAGCCGGCACCAGAGAAGAAGAAGAAGAGGCAACGCUUUGUGGACAAGAACGGGCGAUGUAACGUCCAGCAUGGAAACCUGGGUGGUGAAACCAGUAGAUAUCUAUCCGAUUUAUUCACCACACUGGUCGAUUUGAAAUGGCGCUGGAAUUUAUUCAUCUUCAUCCUUACAUACACGGUGGCAUGGCUCUUCAUGGCCUUCAUGUGGUGGAUCAUAGCCUACAUAAGAGGAGACCUUCAUCGAGCCCACGAUGACAAGUAUACGCCAUGCGUUGCCAAUGUCUACAACUUUCCCUCCGCGUUUUUAUUCUUCAUAGAAACGGAAGCCACAAUAGGAUAUGGCUAUAGGUAUAUCACGGACAAAUGUCCCGAGGGGAUCAUUCUCUUUCUUUUCCAGUCAAUCCUGGGAUCAAUCGUUGAUGCUUUUUUGAUUGGCUGCAUGUUCAUUAAGAUGUCCCAGCCCAAGAAAAGGGCAGAGACUUUGAUGUUCAGUGAACAUGCAGCUAUUUCGAUGCGAGAUGGAAAACUAACUCUCAUGUUCAGAGUCGGCAACCUGCGUAAUAGCCAUAUGGUCUCCGCACAGAUCCGCUGCAAAUUGCUGAAAUCUCGUCAGACGCCCGAAGGCGAGUUUCUUCCUCUGGAUCAGUUGGAAUUGGACGUGGGCUUCAGUACCGGGGCGGACCAGCUCUUCCUGGUCUCACCACUCACAAUCUGCCAUGUGAUCGACACCAAAAGCCCAUUCUACGAACUCUCCCAGAGAUCCAUGCAAACAGAGCAGUUUGAAAUUGUGGUCAUAUUGGAAGGAAUAGUGGAAACCACUGGUAAGUUAUCACAAAUACAUAAUUGUUCUUUCUUGCAGUAUUAUAGUAAAGACCAUAGGCCUAUUUCGUGUCUGUGCCCUGAGAUAAAGUGGUGCGCUAUGUUUGGCUCAGGCUAGAGUAUAUGAUAGCAAAAAUAAAUGUGUGUUAGUAUGAGUGUAAUAAUACAAGGAUGAGUGUAAAGUGAAUGUAUAAUGUGAAGUUGCAGGGUUUUACUCUAAGUGGCCAAUGUUGACCCAGAUGGGCUUGUCUAAUGACCCCUGGGUGUUAGUGAAUGUCAUUGUUUGCAUGAUAUUGGUUUUAUGUGACACAGCUGGAUACGUUUAUAAAUAAUAUGUUCUGAUUUGAUUUUCUGUAUGCAGUGGAAAUGGAAAAAAAAAUGUAAUUUGAUAUAUAGUAAGUCAACAUUGACAGUGGUGCUUGGUAAGAAAUACAACUAAACAAGAAUGCUGGUAAAUUGAGUUAUUUUAGAAAUAAUUGACUCUGUUUUUAUGAGAUCUCCUAAAACAUAUUCCAAAAGAGUUGAUGUCUAGAGAACAUUAUUGCCGUUUUAAAAUACAAACCUCACACUCUUCUGGAGGGUACAAUGUAAAUAAAAAAUAUGGUGAUUUACAAUUGUAAGGCAACCAGCUGCAAUAGGAUUGUGAUUUUGCUCAACAUUUGGGCAUGUAGCUGAACCAACAUGCAUUCAAUUUGAGAAUUUAUUGGACCUUGUUUGCUUAUUUACCAGACUGCCUUGCGUUUCGAGUGAAUGGUAGUUACCACCCAUUACUGUAUUUGUUAGCGACAGAGACAUGGUUGUUGUAUUCAAUUGUUUUCAGUACUGCAGCCUUCACCA
This is a messenger RNA of Oncorhynchus gorbuscha (pink salmon), 2593 nucleotides long. Its product is annotated as G protein-activated inward rectifier potassium channel 1-like. The transcript is spliced from 2 exons. The record is from RefSeq and is a predicted model, not a curated record. Gene Ontology annotation, cellular component: plasma membrane. Gene Ontology annotation, molecular function: G-protein activated inward rectifier potassium channel activity. Lineage: Eukaryota; Metazoa; Chordata; Actinopteri; Salmoniformes; Salmonidae. The coding region runs from base 702 to 1874 and encodes 390 amino acids. Gene Ontology annotation, biological process: potassium ion import across plasma membrane; regulation of monoatomic ion transmembrane transport.